AUGGUUUCACCUCUUAUGUUGUUAUGCAAGUAUGGUGAUCGUACCAUUGUGUUCAAGGUUGUGUCAAACUGCGCGUUGAAGGAUUUAACUGAUUUCUUAAGUUGUAAAUUGAAAAAGUUUGACAAUAGUGGUUGCAUACUAUUAUUGUAUUGUUUGCCUGGACAUUCGCAAUGCAUGAUUGAUGAUGAUUCGGAUUUUCAAAAUAUGUUGUCGCUUGUUUAUCCCCUUGGUGUUGACCGGGUUGAUGUGACUAUUACUGAAAUGGGCAUUUCAAAUGAAAAACAUGGAGUUGGAGAAUCAGGGGACGCUACUGGAUCCAACAUUACUGAUGAUGAAAUGGAUUUACUACCUAUGUUUUGUCAACAUGAAAAAAGGACUUUCUUGUCUUGUGGAUGGGUGAAUGAAAUUACUCAUGUAGGUCAAAGAUUUAUUGGAGGUGCAAAGGAUUUCCGGACUGCAUUAUGUAAAUAUGCCAUUGAGAUAGGAUUUGAGUUUAUUUCGUAUACUUGUAGAGCUGCAGUUCGUACUUCUAAAAACUCAAGGAUGAGUUCAAAUUUGGUUGCAAGUUUGAUUGUUAAUGAAGUUCGUGGGAAUCCCCAAACUCGUCCAAUUGAUGUUUUCAAGAGGUUUUUUGUUGCAUUUAAUGCUUCCAUUCAAGGGUUUAGGCAUUGCCGUCCUCUAUUGUUUAUCGAUGGAACUUUUCUAAAUGGGAAAUAUAAGGGCACCUUGUUAAUAGCUACAACGAAGGAUGGGGAUCAAGGUUUUUUCCCUCUUGCAAUGGCAAUUGUCGAUACGGAGACUACAGACAGUUGGGAAUGGCUUUUUAUACAUUUGUCGAAUAUAUUGUUGGAUGAAAGACCAAUUACCUUCAUAUCUGAUAGAAACGCAGGACUUUUGGAGACUUUACCCAAGGUUUUACCUACUGCUUACCAUUAUUUUUGUCUCCAACACUUGAAGGCCAAUUUGAGGGAUAGGUUCUCCGGUCCAAGUUUCAACAAUACUUUCAAGAGACAAAAAUACGGUGAAAUGCACUCGAAUGUGGCAGAGUCUUUCAAUUCAUGGAUCCAUCAAGCUCGUCAUUUGCCCACUACGAAAAUGAUUGAUUCAAUUAGGUUGAAGAUCAUGGCUUUGAUGUCGAGAAGAAGAGAACAAGCUAAGAAAUGGAAUACUUUUCUUUGUCCGGAGAUGGAUUCAACAUUAGUAAAUGCUCUUAAAAGUAGAAGAACUUGGUUGGUUAGUCGUUCAAGUAAUCAUGUUUUUGAGGUUCAAUCCCGGCCAUCGGUUAGCGUUGACCUCUUGAAUAGAACUUGCUCAUGUUACCAAUGGCAAUUGAAUGGAUUUCUUUGUGCUUACGCGGCGACCGCUAUCCAAAAGAGCGGAGGUGAUUUGUAUGCACAUAUGGAACCAUUUUAUUACACUAGCAAGUUCAAAGAUUGUUAUGCUGAGUCCGUUUAUCCAAUACCCACUGUUGAGAAAUCUCUUGUAGUUAUGGAUGAUCUUGUUGUCCUUCCUCCAAUUUAUAAGAAGCAACCUGGUAGGCCAAGGAAAAAUAGGAUCCCAUCUAGGUGUGAGAAGAUAAGACAAGUACAGUGUGGUAGAUGUGAGAAGUAUGGUCAUAAUAGGAAGACUUGCAAGGAGACAUUUUCAUGA
This is a messenger RNA of Camellia sinensis, 1650 nucleotides long. NCBI's taxonomy places the organism in Eukaryota, Viridiplantae, Streptophyta, Magnoliopsida, Ericales, Theaceae. The record is from RefSeq and is a predicted model, not a curated record.